GUAUAAAAGUUUUAAGUAAGUUGGAUUUUAAACAAAUUGCUUCUACUAGUAUAUCUAUCAAUAUCUAUCGAAGUGUCGCAGUGAUGAAAGGAAUUAUAUUGUGGUUAACAUUUUUGGUGUUUUGUUCGAAUUUGGAUCCGAUACGAGCCAGUUCGCCGACGGUAUGCUUUGACGGUUUAUCCUGUGUGCACGGCAAGUAUAUGGCCGGUUAUGAUAGUUAUUCGUUUGAAGCCUUCCUGGGUAUACCGUAUGCCAAACCACCCAUCGGUAAUUUGAGAUUUAGUAAUCCUGAAGAAGCUGAACUUUGGGAUGGCACUUUGUCAGCAUUACGUCCCAAGCCGGAUUGUAUACAGCGUGAUUAUUCCACUACAUUAAAAACGAUCAGCGGUUCAGAGGAUUGUCUGUACUUGAACAUAUAUCGCCCAUUGCAACGUGCCGGUGGGAAAUUGCCAGUAAUGUUUUACAUACAUAGUGGUGAUUUUUCCUCUGGUUCACCGAGUCCAGACAGUGUAGGACCCCAAUAUUUUAUGGAUACGAAUGACGUAAUUUUGGUAGUGCCAGCUUAUCGCGUGGGUCCAUUUGGUUUCUUAUCUACGAAUGAUACGGAGAUGACGGGAAAUUAUGGUCUUAAAGAUCAGCAUUUAGCACUGAAAUGGGUUAACAAGUAUAUAUCGGCUUUUGGUGGUGACCCCAACAGUGUGACAAUUUUCGGACAUAGCGCUGGUGCUGUAUCGGUUCAUUUACACUUACUUAAUGGACAUACAAAUGAUUCUGCUCUAUUCCAAAACGCUAUUAUGAUGAGUGGUGUCGCAAACUCCCCAUUCGCUGUGCCUUUAAGUGAUCCAAAAGGUCAAGUCAUUAAAUUGGCUAAAGCUGCUGGUGUGAGUGAAGCUGAGUACUUAAGUUCGGCUGGUUUGGUUCAAGCAUUGCGUUCAAUCAAGCCAAAAACUUUGCUACGAGCUGUCGAUGAUCUUAAACUUUGGAAUGUGCAUCCGCUUGUAACAUUCCGUCCGAAUAUUGAAAAUGUCAAUUGGCCUGGUGCAUUCUUGACAAAUAAGCAAAAUACAAAAAAUCCACAAAUAUCAAUUGGAAAGUGCCAUAACGUAACUUGGAUCGUUGGUAAUGUACCGGCCAAGGGUGAGGGUUUGGGUAUAGCACUUCGAUUGGUAAGUGAUACGAAAUUACAAAAGGAAUUCAAUAGUAACUUCACCAAGUCGCUAAGCAUUAUAUUGGAUUUACCUGCGAAGUGUGACACAAAAGAUAAUAUAGAUUCAUUGGUAACUGAGUAUAUGGAGGGUAGAUACAAACUGAAUGAUUAUACAUUAAAUGGCUUUUUGGAGCUUUUGGGAGAUGCAGUUUUUAUUCAUCCAACAUACAAACUUCUUGAGAGUAAUAUCAAUUCUUCACGCGAUGAUUUUGGAGGAAUAAUAAAGUUUGACUACCGCGGACCCUAUUCAUUUUCGAAAAUAUAUUCAAACAGCUUAAAGGAUUUCGGUACUGCACACGCAGAUGAUUCGUUAUUCCUGUUUGAAGGACCACGAGGAGUAUCACAUCGCUACCCAAAGAGGUCUCCUGAGGCAGCUUUGGUUAAACGUUAUGUACGCCUGUUUCAGAGUUUUGCCUCAACUGGUUAUGCUGACAUCCAAGAAUGUACUGAUAACGAUUUUCCGAAUAAUUGCAAUUAUUUGUCUAUAGUGAAUGAUGAUGAUGAACCAUUCCAAACUGGAAAUACUUGGAAUACUAAGCGAAUGAACAUUUGGGAUAAAAAUCCUGAAGAAGCUGAACUCUGGGAUGGCACCGAUUGUAUACCGCGCAAUAAUGACAGUGCAUUAAAACCGAUAACCGGUUCAGAGAAUUGUCUGUACUUGAACAUAUAUCGCCCAUUGCAGCGUGCCGAUGGGAAAUUGCCAGUAAUGUUUUACAUACCAGCUUAUCGCUUGGGUCCAUUUGAUGAUUUGUUAUUCCUGUUUGAAGGACCACGAGGAGUAUCACAUCGCUACCCAAAGAGGUCUCCUGAGGCAGCUUUGGUUAAACGUUAUGUACGCCUGUUUCAGACUUUUGCCUCAACUGGUCAUACUGGUAUCCAAGAAUGUAACGAUUUUCCAAAUAAUUGCAAUUAUUUGUCGAUAGUGGAUGAUGAUGAACCAUUCCAAACUGGAAAUACUUGGAACACUCAACGAAUGAACAUUUGGGAUGAUGUUUUUUCUCGUAUCUUUACCAGUAUCUUUCGAAGUGUCGCAGUAAUGAAAGGAAUUCUAUUGUGGUUAACAUUUUUGGUGUUUUAUUCGAAUGUGGGUCCGAUAAAAGCCAGUUUGCCGAAGGUAUGCUUCGACGGUUUAUCCUGUGUGCUCGGCAGGUAUAUGUCCGGUUAUGAUAGUUAUUCAUUUGAAGCCUUCCUGGGUAUACCGUAUGCCAAACCACCCAUCGGUAAUUUGAGAUUUAGUAAUCCUGAAGAAGCUGAACUCUGGGAUGGCACCGUGUCAGCAUUAUAUCCAAAGCCAGAUUGUAUACAGCGUGAUUAUAUUAGUGAAUUAAAACCGAUAACCGGUUCAGAGGAUUGUCUGUACUUGAACAUAUAUCGUCCAUUGCAUCGAGCCGGUGGGAAAUUGCCAGUAAUGUUUUACAUACACGGUGGUGGAUUUUUCAGUGGUUCACCGAGUCCAGACAGUGUAGGACCACAAUAUUUUAUGGAUACGAAUGACGUAAUUCUGGUAGUGCCUGCUUAUCGCUUGGGUCCAUUUGGUUUCUUAUCUACGAACGACACGGAGAUGACGGGAAAUUUUGGCCUUAAAGAUCAGAAUUUAGCACUAAAAUGGGUUAACAAGUAUAUAUCGGCUUUUGGUGGUGACCCCAACAGUGUGACAAUUUUCGGCCAUAGCGCUGGUGCUGCUGCUGUUCAUUUACACUUAGUGACUAGAGAUAAAAAGGCCUCACCGCUAUUCCAUAACGCGGUUAUGAUGAGUGGUGUCGCAAACUCACCAUUCGCUGUGCCUUUAAGUGAUCCAAGAGGACAAGUGAUUAAAUUGGCUAAAGCUGCUGGUGUGAGUGAAGCUGAGUACUUAAGUUCGGCUGGUUUGGUUCAAGCAUUGCGUUCAAUCAAGCCUAAAACUUUGCUUCGAGCUGUCGAUGAUCUUAAACUUUGGAAUGUGUAUCCGUUUGUAACAUUCCGUCCGAAUAUUGAAAAUGUCAAUUGGCCUGGUGCAUUCUUAACAAAGGAGCAAGAUACAAAAGAUCCACAGAUACCGUUUGGAAUGUGCCAUGAAGUACCUUGGUUUGUUGGUAAUGUUCCAGCCAAAGGUGAGGGUUUGGUUGUAGCACUUCGAUUGGCAACUGAUAAGAAAUUACGUAAGGAUUUCAAUAGUAACUUUAACAAGUCGCUAAGCAAUAUAUUGGAUUUACCUGCGAAGUGUGACACAAAAGAUAAUAUAGCUUUAUUGGUAACUGAGUAUAUGGGCGAUAGCUAUGAACUGAAUGAUUACACAUUAAAUGGGUUUUUGGAGCUUUUGGGAGAUGCGUAUUUCAUUUACCCAACAUACAAACUUCUAGCGAGUAAUAUCAAUUCUUCACGCGAUGAUUUUAGAGGAAUAAUAAAUUUUGACUACCGCGGGCCUUAUUCAUAUUCGAAAAUAUUUUCAAAUAGCUUAAAGGAUUUCGGUACUACACAUGCUGAUGAUUCGUUAUUCCUGUUUGAAGGACCACGAGGAGUAUCACAUAGUUAUUCAAAGAGGUCUCCUGAGGCAGCUUUGGUUAAACGUUAUGUACGACUGUUUCAGACUUUUGCCUCAACUGGUCAUGCUGGUAUCCAAGAAUGUAACGAUUUUCCAAAUAAUUGCAAUUAUUUGUCGAUAUUGGAUGAUGAUGAACCUUUCCAAACUGGAAAUACUUGGAAUACUCAACGAAUGAACACUUGGGAUAAAGUAUAUCAAAAUUGCUAAAAUGCUUUUUUAUUUGCAAUAAAACCGAAUAUAAAGUUGUA
Messenger RNA from Zeugodacus cucurbitae (melon fly), 3976 nucleotides. RefSeq lists its product as uncharacterized. The coding region runs from base 84 to 3935 and encodes 1283 amino acids. The record is from RefSeq and is a predicted model, not a curated record. NCBI's taxonomy places the organism in Eukaryota, Metazoa, Arthropoda, Insecta, Diptera, Tephritidae. The transcript has 18 exons.